GCGCGUGUGUGUGCGUGUGUGUGUGUUCUGACGUGGGGAAACGAAAACCAAGAGGAAACUGAAACCUAACUCAGCAAUAAAAGCGCACAAGAGCAAGCCUGACUCAGAAGAACAGCAGAGAUUCAUGGAGGUGAAUGUGACCUGACUGACCCAGGAAUCAUCGUUCUUCUAAAACUGAACAAGAACUGUGCGAGACCUUGGAAAUGGAGAGAGGAGCAUGUGGCUUCACCUCAAAUUUUAGAGGUCUCCGAGGCAGAGGGCGUUGGAGAGGAGCAGAGGACGGAAGACGAUCACACAGCUUUCAAGGAAGAGAGCCGGCAGUUGGAAGAAGAAGAGGUGGUGGUGGUGGAGCAAGAGGGGAUCCUUUAAUGGAAGGAGCAGUUGGAUGGGAACGUGGGUGGGAUUCGGGAGGACUCAGAGGGAAUGAGGCGAGAAGGAGAGGUUGGAGAGGACAUAGUACGUCAGGUGACAGAAGAGGUGGUGGAGGUGAAAGGCAAAGUAGAAACGGAAAACGUCAGGGUCCUCAACUGGGCUUCAAAACCUUGCAGGAUAUUUCUGAACAGGAACCGUCAGCGGUGGCCAUCACCCUUUCCUCUCACCCCGCCAUGCCCGACUUGCUGAAGGAAACCAACAUGGAGAAGAACCGGGUGGAGCUCCUCUGUUUGUUGCUCAGUAAAGCCUUCAAGGCUAAAAACAACAGAAGCACCGUGCAGCACCUGGCCCAUCUCUUAAAAGAUUCAGGCUUCUUUCGCACCACCCUGCCGCACUACCUGGCCGGCAUGUGGUCGGAGUCCAAUCCGGUCAGCAGGAAACAGGAGCUGGAAAACAUUGUGGUGAUUCUCACGCAGGUCCUCACCAUCUUUCCCGCUAGCUCUGUGGAAGCAGUGGGUUUGCUUCUGACACUGCUCCAAGCUUCCAUGAACAGAUUGAAAACAGCAGGAGUUGAUAUCCCGGCUCAGGUGGCAGAAAGUGUAGAAAAGCUUGAGGACCUGGUGAAGCACGUCCAGGACCGGUCUUGUGAAGGAACUCUCCACCCGGGCAGGGACACCUACAGUCUCCUACACAGUGAUGAUCCAGGCGAAGAGGAGGAGCAGCCGAUGUUUAGGAACAUUCCCAUUUUCCCAACUCCUGAAGAGUUGGAGGAGGACAGUCGGCCCUCUCUUAGAUCCAACAUCAUCUCAAAGCGGUACACCAACACUCUCAUCUACCUGGACACGCACUUCAGGCUCAUGAGAGAGGACUUGUUGCGGGAUCUUCGUGAAGGGAUUCAACUGUUGCGUCACAACUGGAUGGAACCGGAUGAUACAGAGCUAAAGAAAAAGCGCUUCGACAAUAUCCAUGUGUAUUUUGACGUCAAAAUCGGGGUGCCCCGUUGCAUACGGACCAAUCUUGCCUACGACAUCCAGUUUGAUGUACAGCCACUUAAGUUUGUGCGCUGGGAGAACUCCAAGAGAUUGAUGUUCGGUUCUCUGGUCUGCCUGUCCUGUGAUCCUUUUGAGAGCUUCCUGUAUGCCACAGUGGUGGACCGGGACCCCAAGCUGGUUGAGAAAGGACAGAUCCUGAUUGCGUUCACUGACGAGAGCAGAUUAAAACUGGCAGGAAUAGAGAAAGACCAGGUGUUUGUGAUGGUUGAGACCCCCGCCUACUUCGAGGCCUAUCGUCAUGUUCUAGAGGGCCUGCAAGAACAAGAUGAUAACGACAUGCCCUUUCAGAGGUAUAUCGUGGAGUGUAACACAGACGUGCAUCCACCGGCUUAUUUGCAAGAAAACGACCUUUAUAACCUGAGAUCAAUCACUCUACACAAGUUGCGAGUGCCACCCUUUCACAUCCUGAGGGAAGAAGCCUGGCCCGUGCAGAAAGUGCUGGGCUUGGAUGAGUCCCAGAAGCAAGCCCUCCGACUUGCUCUCACUAAGGAGCUGGCCAUCAUACAAGGACCCCCUGGCACUGGAAAAACCCAUGUUGGCCUAAAGAUAGCGCAUGCUCUUCUGGACAAUCGAGGACAUUGGAAUAAUUCGCAGAUGCUGGUGGUGUGUUUUACUAACCAUGCCUUGGACCAGUUCCUUGAGGGGAUCCUUAAAUUUCUUCCCAAGGGCAUCGUGCGUGUGGGUGGCCGCAGCAAAAGUGAGUCUCUGAAGAGAUUCAAUAUGAGAGAGAUGACCAGUGGGCCGUCGAGCGAAACGCCUUUGUACCUGCGCAAUGCAUUCAGAGAUGUCCACUCGGAAAUGGAUAUACUAGAGGAAAAGAUCGAAAAUCAAAACAGCAGACUCCAGUGCUCUCUGAAAGGUAUCCUGGCUGACUCUAUCCUUAAGAACGUCAUUUCCCAAAACCACUGGGACAGUCUGCACCGACCCAUUGGUUACCGGAAAAGGAAUCCCAGGUCAAGUGUGAUACUGGAGUGGUUGGGCUUGAACUCCACUGGCAUCCUGCAGAUGGAGACAGAGGACACAAAUGGAGAUGAACCCUUAGGUGCAGCAACAGAGGACGAAAUGGGGCCGGGGCAACAGGACCUCCUCCAUAUCGUGGAGGAGGCCGAAAUGAUCCAGGCCGAUCGCUUCAUUGACGACAACGCUGACCUCAAACUCAGAAGAAACAUGGUAUACUCGAUGUUUCCGUACACAAACCUGCAGGAUGAGAUGUUGGCUAUGAACCUGAAAGAGGAAAAAAGAAAGCUUGAGCAGCCUGAGGAAGAAUGGACGUAUCAAUCACAACAGAAGCGUAAAAUGAUUUACAAAAUCAAGAGAGAGCUUUCCAAGUCAGAAUCUAUGAGCGAAGAGGAGGGAAAGAACGUUCUGGACAUUUGGGACCUCGGGAUGAAGGAUCGAUGGAGACUUUAUCGGCUGUGGCUGGUGCGCUACAGAGCUGAUAUCCGUACCGGCACUGUACCGUUGGAAGAUGAAUACCAGCAGGCGGUGAACAGGUACAACGAAUUGAAACAUGACCAGAGCCGCCAUAUCCUGCAGCAUGCCAAGGUAAUCGGCAUGACCACGACAGGGGCGUCCAAGUACCGCAAGGUUCUGCAGGAUGUGGGCCCGAGAGUGGUGAUUGUGGAAGAGGCUGCAGAAGUUCUGGAGGCCCACAUCAUCACCACACUCAGUCAAGCGUGCCAGCAUCUCAUCCUCAUCGGAGACCACCAGCAGCUGCGUCCCACAGCCACGGUAUAUGACCUGGAGAAGAACUACAAAAUGGGGGUGUCCAUGUUUGAGAGGCUGGUGGGGAUGGGACUACCUUACGUCCGACUCAACCAACAGCAUCGCAUGAGGCCGGAGAUUGCCCGCCUGCUGACUCCAAAUAUUUAUUCCGAUCUGGAAAACCAUCCCUCUGUGUUGAACUUUGACGACAUCAGGGGCCUCAAUACCAAUGUCUUCUUUGUGGAACACAACGAACUGGAAACGCAGUUCAAGGAGGAGCAUAGCCACAAGAACCUGCACGAAGCCAAGUUUGUAGUUGCUUUUUGCCGUUAUCUCCUACUCCAGGAGUACAACCCAGAGCAGAUUACCAUUCUAACAACCUACACAGCCCAGCUCCACUGUCUGCACAAACUCAUGCCUGGCGAUCAGUUUAAAGGUGUCAGAGUCCAUGUGGUGGACAAGUACCAAGGAGAAGAAAACGACAUUGUCCUGUUGUCUUUGGUGCGCAGCAACACCCAGGGUAAAGUUGGCUUCUUGAACAUCUCCAAUCGUGUUUGCGUAGCCUUAUCCAGGGCCAAGAAAGGUCUCUACUGCAUCGGCAACAGUCAGAUGCUGGGACAUGUGCAGCUGUGGAAAAACACCUUCCAAAUCUUGAAGGAGAAGGAUCAGAUCGGGAGGGCGCUAACUCUUUGCUGUCAGAAUCACCCAGAAAGGAAGGUUGAAGCCUCUUGUGCUGAUGAUUUCAAACAAGCCCCAGAGGGAGGCUGCACCAAACCUUGUGAGUUCCGUUUGGAUUGCGGCCACGUGUGCGAGAGUGUCUGCCACACUUACGACAAAGAGCACCAGAAAUACCAGUGUCUCAAGAAUUGUGAGAGGAUCAUAUGUCCUUUGGGACACAAGUGCUCACGUAAAUGCUUUGCAGUUUGUCCAAAGAACUGUCCGAUCAAGGUUGAAAAGACUAUACCCAAGUGCCAGCACAAGCAAAUGGUUCCCUGUCACCAGGACCCAGAGGAAUUUAUUUGCAAAGUUCCUUGCCAGAAAAUGCUUCUGUGUGGGCAUCGGUGUGAUUCUAUAUGCGGGAAUCCCUGCACCAGCAAGUGCAUGGUCAAUGUCAUGCUACAACUAAGCUGCGGUCACAACCAGCUAGGAGCUUGUUUUUACAAAACGAUGAAGCCUGUUGAGGAGCCACUGUGUACGACAUUGUGCGGGCAGCAACUCAAAUGCAACCAUGCCUGUCGUGGAACUUGCGGCCAGUGUAACAAUGGCCGGUUCCACUUAUCUUGCAAUCAUAAGUGCAAGCGUCUUCUGAUCUGUUCCCACGAGUGCACUGAACCCUGCACCAGCAGCUGCCCCCCCUGCGAUAAGCCGUGUGAGAACUGCUGCGUUCACAGCAAGUGCAUGAGCAAGUGUGGACAGCCCUGUGCUCCUUGCAAGGAGCCCUGUGCUUGGCAAUGCGUCCACCAAAGCUGCAGUAAGCUAUGCCACGAGCCGUGCGAUCGGCCGCCCUGCAACCAACCCUGCACCCUGACCCUGAUUUGCGGUCACCCGUGCAUUGGCCUGUGCGGGGAAAAAUGUCCAAGCAAAUGCCGCGUCUGUCAUGAAAACCAGGUGACCGAGAUUUUCUUUGGCACAGAGGAUGACCCCGAGGCUUGCUUCCUCCAGCUGGAGGACUGUGGCCACAUCGUUGAACACACGUCCAUGGAUACAUACAUGGCGAUAGAUGACGAACUCCAAGCCAGUGAAGGGCAGCUGGCCAUAAAGCUGAAAGAAUGUCCAAAGUGUCGGACUCCGAUCCGCAAGAACUUACGCUAUGGAUCUCAUAUCAACAGAAGUCUUGCAGCGAUAGAGAUGGUGAAGACAAAAAUAAGGGGAUCUCAGGGCAGCAUAAAAAUACAGAGUUUGGAGCUUCUGGACACUCUAUGGCGCUAUAAUAUGGACUCAGAUAAAGAAAUGAAAAUAAAAGAAAAACUGCAAAGAAAGGACCUUACGACCAACGACUUAUGGGUCAUCAAAAACCGACUGAACUUUAUUGACAGAGUUAAAAAACUACAGUCAGUAGUCAGGCAGAAUACCACAUUGACCAACUUUUGGGAUUUUGAGAAGAGUACAAACAACUUCCUGCUCUGGAACGGCAACCCCUCUCAAAAAUUCACAGAGCAGCAGAUGUUCGACAUGCAAAGGGAGCUGCAAAGGCUCACGCUGGGGGCCGAACUCGUCGUCCUUUGCAGCAGUGCGGAGAAACGAGGGAAACAUAGCCUUAUCGAAAGUGAGGCACAAAUAAUGAAAGAGACGCUGGGAAAGCACGGCCAGUUCACCGAGCAGGAUGGAGAAAGACUGAAAGACGUCAUGGAGGAAAUGAAGCAAAAGGUGCCUGUCACAGGUUUGCAAAUCAGUGAGGAGGAGAAAAAAAUGAUCGUCAAGGCAAUGGGAUUGCGAUCUGGACACUGGUACAAAUGCCCCAACAACCAUGUCUACGUUAUCACCGAGUGCGGGGGGGCUAUGGAGGCCCGACGAUGCCCUGACUGCAAGGCCACCAUCGGCGGGAGCUCUCAUCGGCUGGCCGCCGGCAAUCAGGUGGCUUCGGAAAUGGACGGCGCCCAGCACGCGGCGUGGUCCGAGGCCAACAACCUCAAUAACUUCGAAGAUCUUCACCUAUAGGCAAGGCUAACUAGCAGUUACACAUAUGGUUAAAUGUCUUGGCCAGCUACGUUCAUUCUGAACUCGAUUUUUUGUCUUGCUCAGAUACUCCACGACGGAUCAACCCAAUGGCUCGCUUCAUCCACUUGUUGCAAGACAUAAUUUGUGGAGACCAAUCAUCUAUGCACUAUUACCCAUUUGAAAAAAAAUAAAAAAAUACUAAUGCCAGCCACUCCCAUUUCGCAUUUCGAAUGACAAACUAGAGGAUUACUAAAUCCUUCUUACCUCUGAGCACAAAAAAACUGCGAGCAAUGAAAAAUAAUACAGAAUUUGUUGUGAUCCGGCUUCCGGAUCACACAGCUCUAGCAUGUUUAUGUCCUUUUUGUAUUGUCCUAUGUUUUGAUCAUGUUUUGGACUCUACCGAUCCCGUUUAUUAGCGCACUUCCUUGUUUUGUAUUGUCACCAUGGCAACCUCAGUACGCCUCCUGCACGGAUUCAUUACGCACACCUGUUUUGAAUUAUUUGUGUUGUAUUUAAGACCACCUGCUACCUUAGUUCCUCCUGGCUGUUUUGUUUGCUACUUGCAACACGCACGUUGGUUCUUAUUUUUGUAAUCACUAUUGCUAAGUCUCGCCUCAGCUUUGCGUGCGCUCUGCACCUCUAUUCCUGUACUCUGCUCUCGUUGCUAAUUAUUAGCAUAGCUCUCCGUGCAUUCGGCACGCCUUUUCUUUGCGUUUUGUACCAGUAUUAUUUUUGUUUUUGUAUUAAAUCUAAUCUUACCUGCAACUCCUGCCUGUCCUGGUCCUCUUGCAUCCCUGGGGUAGCAACACGCAUCCAUUAUGCCUCGCCAUCGUGUCAGAAUUUGUUAAAACGAAAUCAACAUGAUAAUUACUGCUAUUGGAUAUUACUUUUUAUUUCUUUUUUUAAAGGGGAACAUUAUCACCAGACCUAUGUAAGCGUCAAUAUAUACCUUGAUGUUGCAGAAAAAAGGCCGUAUGUUUUUUUUAACCAAUUUCCGAACUCUAAAAGGAAGAAUUUGGCAAUCUAUCCAUCCAUCCAUCAUUUUCCGCUUAUCCGAGGUCGGGUCGCGUGGGCAACAGCCUAAGCAGGGAAACCCAGACUUCCCUCUCCCCAGCCACUUCGUCUAGCUCUUCCCGGGGGAUCCCGAGGCGUUCCCAGGCCAGCCGGGAGACAUAGUCUUCCCAACGUGUCCUGGGUCUUCCCCGUGGCCUCCUACCGGUUGGACGUGCCCUAAACACCUCCCUAGGGAGGCGUUCGGGUGGCAUCCUGACCAGAUGCCCGAACCACCUCAUCUGGCUCCUCUCGAUGUGGAGGAGCAGCGGCUUUACUUUGAGCUCCUCCCGGAUGGCAGAGCUUCUCACCCUAUCUCUAAGGGAGAGCCCCGCCACACGGCGGAGGAAACUCAUUUCGGCCGCUUGUACCCGUGAUCUUAUCCUUUCGGUCAUGACCCAAAGCUCAUGACCAUAGGUGAGGAUGGGAACGUAGAUCGACCGGUAAAUUGAGAGCUUUGCCUUCCGGCUCAGCUCCUUCUUCACCACAACGGAUCGGUACAACGUCCGCAUUACUGAGGACGCCGCACCGAUCCGCCUGAAAGGAAGAAUUUGGCAAUCUAAACGCCUUUCAAUUGUUCGCUGUCGGAGUGAUGACCUUUCACCUGUGACGUCACAAUGGGAAGCAAUCCACCAUUUUCUUAAAAAACAUUACACACGCCAAGUCAAAUUAGCUCUGUUAUUUUCAUUUUUUUCGACUGUUUUCCGUACCUUGGAGACAUCAUGCCUCGUCGGUGUGUUGUCGGAGGGUGUAACAACACGAUCAGGGACGGAUUCAAGUUGAUAUACGUGGAGUGUGCAUCGAUUAGCACGUCAUGCUAAUCAAUGCUAAAAUGCUAUUUAGGCUAGUUGUAUGUACAUAUUGCAUCAUUAUGCCUCAUUAGCAGCUAUAUUUGCAUCCAGCCUUUCCCUCCACCCACAUUUAAUGCCAAACAAACACAUACUAAUCAACGGAUUUAAGUUGCACCAGUAUCAAAAGAUGCGAAAGUCCCUCGUUUGGUCUGCACAUUUUACCGUCGAUGCUACGACAGACAUGGCAAGAAUGUGUGGAUAUCCUGCGACACUCAAAGCAGAUGCAUUUCCAACGAUAAUGUCAACAAAAUCACAAAGGGGAGUUUUGUUAAUGUUAUUGACUUAUGUGCUAAUCAGACAUAUUUGGUCGCAGCAUGACUGCCAGCUAAUCGAUGCUAACAUGCUAUUUAGGCUAGCUGUAUGUUCAUUUGUAGCUAUAUUUGCAGCCUUUCCCUCCACCCACAUUUAAUGCCAAACAAACACUUACCAAUCGACGGAUUUAAGUUGCUCCAGUGGUCUGGUCAAAAGAUGCAAUCGUUGGUUAGAAGGCGAUCGCCGAAUAGCUUCAAUAGCUAUUCGCUCAAUAGCUUCCGCCAUGUUUGUUUGUAUUGGCAUCACUGUGUGACGUCACAGGAAAAUGGACGGUGUAUUUACAGAUAGCGAAAAUCAGGGACUUUAAAGCCUUUUUUCGGGAUAUUCCAUGAUGGGUAAAAUUUUGAAAAAAACUUUGAAAAAUAAAAUAAGCCACUGGGAACUGAUUUUUAUUAGUUUUAACCCUUCUGAAAUUGUGAUAAUGUUCCCCUUUAAAUCUUUUAACCCUUUAGAGAAGAACUGCACAUUUUUUUUUGCAAUUUUGCCCAUGGUUUACAAUCAUUAAGAAAGACAUGACGGAUGUCAUUUUUUUUUUGCAUUCUAAAUAUUAAAUAAAUGCAGUUGAAAGCCUGCUUAAAAUGGAGCCUAUGGGAGCUGCGCAAUUCCGCCUACAAAACCCGUACAAAACAUUCAAACAUCUCCAUUGAGGUUUUGCAUACAUGAUGUAAGUACCGUAUUUUUCGGACUGUAAGUCGCAGUUUUUUUUUCAUAGCGACUUAUACUCAGGAGCGACUUAUGUAUGAAAUUAUUAGCACAUGACCGUAAAAUAUCAAAUAAUAUUAUUUAGCUCAUUCACGUAAGAGACUAGACGAAUAAGAUUUCAUCGGAUUUAUCGAUUAGGAGUGACAGAUUGUUUGGUAAACGUAUAGCAUGUUCUAUAUGUUAUAGUUAUUUGAAUGAUAAUAUGUUACGUUAACAUACCAGGCAAGAUCUCAGAUGGUUAUUUAUGCGUCAUAUAACGUACACUUAUUCAGCCUGUUGUUCGCUAUUCUUUAUUUAUUUUAAAUUGCCUCUGAAAUGUCUAUUCUUGGUGUUUGGUUUUAUCAAAUAGAUUUCCCCCAAAAAUGCGACUUAGGUUUUUUCCUUCUUUAUUAUGCAUUUUCGGCAGGUGCGACUUAUACUCCGGAGCGACUUAUACUCCGAAAAAUACGGUAUAUAUUUAAUGUAGUAAUGAGCACAUUUAUAGUAACAUUUAAAAUGUACAGAAACGCAUCACGUCUGUUUCUGUUUUUCUUCAUCUCUUACGCACUUCACUUUAUAAAAGACAGUAAACAUAAUAACACAUCACUUACUGUACAAGGUCUGCCGUCAUUAGGAUGCCAACUACUAGGGUGUUCAUAUAUUCCCAUUUCGAUUAAAAACGACUCAUAUUUUGUGUCGUCCUCGCCAGUUUCGGGUCCUUGUCGGAAUACAUACUCAGACUUCUUCUGUGCCGGUGAGAUGCAUGACUUAUGAUCUAGAAUAAAUUUAGAGGGGGCGAAGAAGCAGCAGACCACCCAAUGAAAACAUAGGCACUCAAGCUUGUGAUCACGGCCCCGCAAUAAAUAGUUUGUCUGCGUUAGCGCUCAUAAUAACAAUAUCAUGAAUACUUGGUUAAUAAUCAAGUCACAAACGCAAUAAAUAGUUUGUCCGCGUUAGCGCUCAUAAUAACAAUAUCAUGAAUACUUGGUUAAUAAUCAAGUCACAGAAUGUAAAUGGAGUAUUGUUGGUGCUUUUUUGAAUGGUUAUUUAUUGGAUUUUAUGAGCCAAUUGGCUCCGUUUUUACAUUUAGUCAAUAUUUAGAAUGCAUAAAAAAAAAAAAAAAUCCAUUCGUCAUCGUCUUUCAUAAUAAUCCCCCAAAAAGUGCAGUCCCCUUUUUAAAUUCCAGGUUUUUGUCAGGAUGCCACGAAUAAGCGAAAACUAUGAAUUUUUUUUACCAUACUACAUGCAAAAUAAGCCUUUUGUUUAGAAUUACUAUUGUAACCUGUGUUUGUGUGUGUGUGUGUAAAAUGCAUACUGUUGACCGCACAAUAUGCUAACCAAGUAUUAUUUUCCAGCUUUUAUAAACAUCAUUUUUAAACCAUUAUCAUCACUUACACUAUUUGUUUUGAAGCUUCAACUAUUUUAAUCCCUUAUUCCAUCCAUCCAUCCUGAAUAAGAUACAGGACUGUCUCAGAAAAUUUGAAUAUUGUGAUAAAGUCCUUUAUUUUCUGUAAUGCAACUAAAUACUUGAAAACGUCAUACAGUCUGGAUUCAUAUUGCAAGCCUUUUAUUAUUUUAAUAUUGCUGAUUAUGGCAUACAGCUUUUUUUCUUGGUCUGAGGAAAUAUUCCAAUUUUUUGAGAUAGGAUUUUCGAGUUUUCUUAAGCUGUAUGCCAAAAUCAGCACUAUUAAGAUAAUAAAAAGCUUGCAGUAUUUCAGUUGAUGUGUAAUGAAUCCAGAAUGUAUGACAUUUUGAUGUUUAGAAAAUAAAGGACUUUAUCACAAUAUUCUAAUUUUCUGAGACAGUCCUGUAUGUGUAUUGAGCUUUCAUGGAAGUGGGUUGAAAAACCCCAACUUGGAUUUUAAUGUCAGACUUUUUUAGUGUGUGUGUGUGUUGCUCACUGUGUAUUUUAGACUCAUUGUACACAAUUUGCAUAAAAAUAAAAAAAAACAGUAGUAUAGUUGUAGUGCAUAGGUAGUAGUAGUCAUAGUAGUCUAUAAAAGAAUCAUGAAAUCUUUGUUGCAAAUGAAGAUUGAUAGGGUAUGUUUAUUUUUUUGUUAGGCUGUUGUAACCACUUUGUUUCACACUUGCACCGCUACAACCGUGUCUUUAAAUCGCUACCAGAGCUAAUUUUUACAAGCAUGAACAAAAAAAAAUGUGUGUCACUCAUCAGGAAACUGCGUACUCAGCAAAAUAAACAAUCCCGAAAAUA
Molecule: messenger RNA, 10892 nt
Organism: Nerophis ophidion (straightnose pipefish)
Lineage: Eukaryota; Metazoa; Chordata; Actinopteri; Syngnathiformes; Syngnathidae
Gene: znfx1
Product: zinc finger, NFX1-type containing 1
Exons: 19
Coding region: 204-5786 (1860 amino acids)
Biological process (GO): regulatory ncRNA-mediated heterochromatin formation
Cellular component (GO): nuclear RNA-directed RNA polymerase complex; nucleus
Molecular function (GO): zinc ion binding; helicase activity
Source: RefSeq, a predicted model, not a curated record